AUGGAGCCCUCCACCACCAACUCGUCGGAGCACACGCACGUCGACUCGCACGAGAUGCAGCAGAUGCCGCCCACGUACCCCUCGCCCUCGAUGCAGCCCGAGCAAGCAACCGGCAAGACGCGGGUCAGGUUCAACAGCUCUGCCAACGUCGAAGUCCCUGCGCCCCUAGAACACGUUCAGAGCUACACUCGCAUCAGCGAAUCCGGGUCGAAUGAAAUCACCACCAACGAGCACACCACUGACGCCGAAGAGCUCUGGAAUGCAUACCACACUGGCCAACAAAGCCAUAACGCGCCGCCGGUGAGCGAAGUGGAUCCCGAGGGCGCCUACACUGUCACCGGCAACACCAACGGCGGCAUCUUCUACCAGCUCCUGCAAGCCUACAAGCAACCGGUGCGCGGUUAUACCGAUACAUCCUCCGAAGCCAGCGAGACAUCACCCACACAGAGGUCGCGACCUGGGUCUUCUUCAGGACCCAGCACCCCAUCGAAGAAGAAAUGGUACAACGCAAACAAGCCAAUGCAGUCAACAGAGACGCUGGCGACUCUCGUUGGCGCUUCAGCCAAGCUGGCAAACCCCAAGGAUGACAAGAAAGACGCCGCCAUGCGCCCGCGCCAUCACAAGCGCAGUAGCAGUGGAGGAAUCAUUGCCAAGGUGUUGAAGCCAAAGGAAGACCAGGAUGCCAAAAUCAAGAUACACGUUGCAAACAUCCUUAAGCGACAGCAGUACAUCAUCCGCAUGUGUCGCGCUCUCAUGCUCUUUGGCGCACCCACACAUCGCCUCGAAGAGUACCUUGCGACAACGGCCAAGGUCCUUGAGAUCAACUCCCAAUUCCUCUACAUCCCCGGGUGUAUGAUCAUCUCCUUCGAUGACAGCAUGACCCACACCGCUGAAGUCAAGAUCGUUCGCACCGAUCAAGGCGUCAACCUCGGCAAGCUGAAGGACACUCACGACAUCUACAAGGAGGUUUUGCACGACGUCAUCAGCUUGGACGAGGCUCUUGCCCGCUUGGACGAGGUCAUCAACGCAAAGGAUCGCCAUCCACGUUGGCUGACUGUCCUCAUGUACGGUCUUGCCAGUGCGGCAGUCUCUUGCUUCUUCAAGGCCCGCCCCAUCGACAUGCCCGUCAUCUUCGUACUCGGCAUUGUCCUCGGGCUGCUCCAGCUUGUCAUCGCUCCGCUGUCCAAGACAUACAGUACUGUCUUCGAAAUCACUGCGACUAUUCUCAUGAGCUUCCUUGCGCGGGCGUUUGGUAGCAUCAACAACGGGAACCUCUUCUGUUUCUCGGCUAUUGCACAGAGCGCCAUCGCUCUAAUCCUUCCCGGAUGGUUGGUGCUCAGCUCGGCCCUGGAGCUCCAGUCUCGUGCUAUCGUACCGGGAUCUAUCCGCCUCGUUUUUGCCAUCAUCUACUCGCUCUUUCUCGGAUACGGCAUCACUGUCGGCACAGCCAUCUAUGGUGCGAUAGACUCAAACGCCACCAACUCGACCCAGUGCCAGGAUCCAAUGAACCCAUACUGGAAUUUCCUCAUGGUCCCACUCUACGUCUUCUUCACGACCUUCACGGUACAGGCCAAGUACAAGCAGAUGCCGGCUAUGAUAACCAUCGCGUUUGCUGGCUACAUUGUCAACUUCUACGCUGGCCUGAAGUUUUCCUCAUCUGCCCCCAUCGCCUAUACAUUUGGCGCCUUCACUAUCGGCGUGUUGGCAAACUUGUACAGCCGGUUACGUCAUGGAGUCGCAGCUGCCGUCCUCCUACCCGCAGUAUACGUCCAAGUUCCGGGCUCUCUUGCGUCGAGUGGCAGUAUCAACUCUGCCCUACGAACAGCAUCAGCUCUGAUCAAGGGCGCAGAGACAUCGAUCGACACCACCACCGACAGCCUCAAUGCCAUCGUCUUCAAUGUCGCUGCGUCCAUGAUCCAGAUUGCUAUCGGCAUCACUGUCGGGUUGUUCAUGGCUGCCCUUCUGGUCUACCCCAUGGGCAAACGACGCAGCGGUCUUUGGACACUCUAA
Alternaria incomplexa is the source of this 2010-nucleotide messenger RNA. RefSeq lists its product as uncharacterized. The transcript is spliced from 2 exons. Gene Ontology annotation, molecular function: transmembrane transporter activity. The coding region runs from base 1 to 2010 and encodes 669 amino acids. The record is from RefSeq and is a predicted model, not a curated record. Lineage: Eukaryota; Fungi; Ascomycota; Dothideomycetes; Pleosporales; Pleosporaceae. Gene Ontology annotation, biological process: transmembrane transport.